AAACGUUUGCAACAUCUGCGAUACAGGAAGCGCAACAAGUCAUCAAGAAAUUUCCUCCGGUUCCCAAUUUCAGUUCUUUGAUUUCAUAAAAUGAGUGUAGCAUGCACGGUUAAGUUGAUGGUGGUGUUGACAUUCUUCUUAUUCGCCGAAUGUGCCGCUGGUUCCUGCUUGAGCUACGGACAUUCUUGCUGGGGUGCUCAUGGUAAACGCAGUGAAGCUUCAUCAGUUCCACAUCUUGAUGGUAACAGGCUAUUGCUAGCCAGACUGUUACAACCUAACGAAAAUGAUAAAGAACUGAAAGAACUGGAUAACGCCCCUACACUGUUGGAAAUUAAGCAGUUGCUCAAUGAAGGUGGAGUGGAAUCCAACCCCUUAAAAGGUUUGAACGACUACGACUCAGCAGUUGAUGUGCUUUUCGACGAAUCUCUUCCAUCCUAUGAGGACAUUUCCACCAGAAGGUUCAAAUCAACGAGUGGUCGCAGAAUACCAUCCAGAAUUCUUAGGAAGAGAUCCACCAAGACGACCUAAUUCACAGCUCGUUGAUUUCGUUCUGAUGUUUCAGUUGUGUUAAAUCGAUUCUCACUUCAAUUUUCAACAAGAGGCUGGAAUGGUGAAGAUUGAAGGGUUUUUGAGGAAAUUGAUGAUAAUUUUUUACCAGGCUGUACGUACUCAAUAAAUAUCUAAGUUAAAUAUAUGUAUCUUUCAAUUGAGAUGUAUGAAUAAAUUACGUAAGAAAUUUCAA
This is a messenger RNA of Coccinella septempunctata (seven-spotted ladybird), 742 nucleotides long. RefSeq lists its product as uncharacterized. The record is from RefSeq and is a predicted model, not a curated record. The transcript has 5 exons. Bases 91 to 528 code for a protein of 145 amino acids. Lineage: Eukaryota; Metazoa; Arthropoda; Insecta; Coleoptera; Coccinellidae.